This is a messenger RNA of Sphenostylis stenocarpa, 225 nucleotides long. The record is from the annotation of a GenBank genome assembly. NCBI's taxonomy places the organism in Eukaryota, Viridiplantae, Streptophyta, Magnoliopsida, Fabales, Fabaceae.
AUGAGAGGGACUGUAACUUACGAGGUGAUAAGUGUGCGCGAGAAGUUGAAGACUGGGCAAGAGGAUGAUAUAGGAAUCGCGAAUCUCUUCGUCUGCGACCUCUUCCUGCUAAGUGCUAAGCGCUCUUUCUCUCUCUCCGUGCCAUCGAUUGUUGCGAUUACUGGCACAGAAGGUUGUUGUGGGACAUUAAGGUUUAUACUGUGGCGGGCGAAUGUUGUUGCUUGA